Molecule: messenger RNA, 1555 nt
Organism: Adelges cooleyi (spruce gall adelgid)
Lineage: Eukaryota; Metazoa; Arthropoda; Insecta; Hemiptera; Adelgidae
Product: alpha-N-acetylgalactosaminidase-like
Exons: 10
Coding region: 166-1458 (430 amino acids)
Biological process (GO): glycosylceramide catabolic process; oligosaccharide metabolic process; glycoside catabolic process
Cellular component (GO): cytoplasm
Molecular function (GO): alpha-galactosidase activity
Source: RefSeq, a predicted model, not a curated record
ACUAGUAGUAUAGGUAUAGGUAGCCAAAUAGGGUUCAUUCGGUCCUUAUACCUUCAUUGAGUGAACAUAAAAAAGGUACCUACAAUAUAUUUUAUAGCCACUAUAAUUUAAUACUGUACACCGAAGAGUGAAGACAUAUUUUGUUCAAAAGAAAUUACUUCAGAAAUGAUUCACGGCAUAUUAUUGCCGUGUCUGAUCGUCUUAGUGGCCGUCCAAGGCAUCAGAGGACUUAAUAAUGGCUUGGCUCUGACACCACCAAUGGGAUGGCUUGCUUGGCAGCGAUAUAGGUGUAUCACGGACUGCGAGACUUACCCGGACGAAUGCGUAAGUGAACAAUUGUUUAUGAAAGCAGCUGACCUGCUAGUAAGCGAAGGAUACGCGGCAGCUGGUUAUAAUUACGUUAUCGUAGACGACUGUUGGUUAGCGAAAACACGAUCGGCAGAUGGAAAACUACAAGCUGACGAGAAGAGGUUUCCAAAUGGAAUCAAAGCUUUGUCGGACUAUGUCCAUUCUAAAGGCCUCAAGUUUGGUUUGUACGAAGACUGGGGUAACAAAACGUGCGCAGGAUACCCAGGAGUGUUGGGGCACGAAGAGACGGAUGCCAAAACGUUUGCAGAAUGGGAAGUCGAUUACGUUAAAUUAGACGGGUGUUAUUCCAACGUUAGGCUCAUGGAUAAAGGAUAUCCUGAAUUCGGUAAACAUCUAAACAACACAGGAAGGCCAAUGGUCUACUCUUGCAGCUGGCCAGCUUACCAAGAAGAAAAAGGAAUGUUAAUUAAUUAUGCAUCGAUGGCCAAACAUUGUAACCUUUGGAGGAAUUAUGACGAUAUUGACGAUUCGUGGGAUAGUAUGAUAAAAAUAGCCGAUUACUUUGCUCUUAAACAAGAAUUUUGGGCGAAAUUUGCAGGACCCGGUCAUUGGAACGAUCCAGAUAUGUUGUUGAUUGGAAAUUUUGGUUUGUCAUACGAACAAAGCAAAACACAAAUGGCUAUUUGGGCUAUUCUGGCAGCACCGCUUCUUAUGUCCAAUAAGCUGUCAGAUGUCCGACCAGAGUUUAAAGCAAUUUUGCAAAACAAAGAAGUCAUUAAAGUCAAUCAAGAUCGUCUAGGCAUUCAAGGAACAAGAGUUUUUAAGGAUAAAGGUAUUGAUAUAUGGACAAGACCAAUUGAACCUGUGCGUAAUGGGCAUUUCUCAUACGCCGUAGCAUUUGUAAACAGACGCGUUGAUGGUGCUCCUUAUGCUUAUAAUAUAACGUUACAAGACUUAGGUUUAACUAACAAUGAAGGUUAUACAAUUCAGAAUCUGUAUGAUCAAGAAAAUGGGCUAUUUUGUUUUAAUACUCUGAAAACACUGGUCAAAGUUCGAGUAAUUCCUUCAGGGGUAGUGUUUUUACGAAUUAACGUAGAAAGCUCAAAAUGUGAUCAAGAUACCACAAAGAAAAAGUAUGUUUUUAUAUAAUAAAAUUCAACUCAAUUCUCGAGACACAAGAAAAUUGACAAUACAAUUUGAUUAAGUAAAGUUUAAUGUAAUUAAUAUAUUUUUUUACAUUUUUUAA